Molecule: messenger RNA, 2356 nt
Organism: Hordeum vulgare subsp. vulgare (domesticated barley)
Lineage: Eukaryota; Viridiplantae; Streptophyta; Magnoliopsida; Poales; Poaceae
Product: O-fucosyltransferase 23-like
Exons: 2
Coding region: 671-1999 (442 amino acids)
Biological process (GO): pollen-pistil interaction
Source: RefSeq, a predicted model, not a curated record
UGACCUACCAGCUCCCCGUUUUUCCCCUUCACAAAUCUCUUCUUCCCUCUUCCCCCGUUCCUCGUGGUGAGCUCGCCGUGAUCUGCCUCCGACGACCGGAAUAGCGUCGAGCGGCCGUUUCCCUUAUCCUCCUACCCACCCAUCGGCACUAUAUCAAGCCACCCGCUCUAUCUGGACCGGCCCCUUCCGGAGGAGGAACGGCAGCCUUGGAGGUGGACGCUUGCGGCGGCGAAGAGGGACCCGUGUCUUGCCGGCUGCCACGAAGAUUGCGAGUGGCGUUGGGGGCAGAGCGGUGGGUCCGUGCGAGGACCGGCCGAGGGCGGCGAGUUGGAGCUUUGCCCUAUGAAAGAUCUGCUCAUAUUAGUUGCAGCCUCUCUGGUGGAGUGUACAGUAAAUUGUUACUGGGUUCAAGAAGUAUGCCUAUUCUAGUAACUGAAUGCCCAGAGCUUGAAACCUAAUUUACUCAUUUCCCAGGAAGAACUGGUCAUGACAUCCAAGUGUGUUUGGUUACUGAUCCCAUUAGGUCGCAGCGCAGUUUGUGUUUCAACAACAAAAUGAAGGUGAAAUGUUGGUCACGUGCCACUGGUGUUGCAAUGGGAUAACCUGCACCAUUGGGUGAUUAAAUCAUAAAUGACCUUUUGGGACGGGAAGGAAUUAAAGAACUGUUUCAAUGAACUUCCUACUAAACCUUAAGCACCUCUGGCACAUUAGCUUGCCGACGAGGCCUGUCAUUUGCAAAUGCCUUCUAGUAGUGAUUGGUCUUAUUGUACUGAGAGCGAUUGUCUCACCUUUUCUUGCCAUUAACUUGUCUGAGAAGAGUUUUUAUGAGUCAUCAACCCUUGACUUGUUCCCUGGAGUUAGGAAAGACAAGUUUGUUGAGGUCCCACAGAUUAUAUGGGGAUUGAACAAUCAGAAGAUCGCAUUUGCCAGGGCAUGCUUGACAGCGAAAUUUCUGAACAGGUCUCUGCUCAUGCCAAGUCUGAGUGCUUCACUUUUCUAUAAAGAGGUUGACUUGCUGCAGCCUAUUCCUUUCGACAAGGUGUUUGACUUUAACAAAUUCAAUGCCCGCUGUUAUGGAUUUGCAAGGCUAGCUCGGUACUCCGAAGUUUCAAAUCAUACUGAGCCUUAUAAACUCCAGAAGGGAAGUGGUAGGAGGUGGACAGUGGAGAGAGAUUUGGAUCAGCUGCAACAAUCCAAAACGGGCGAGGCCGAUGGCUAUGAAGUAAUUCAUGUCACUGGGAAACAUCCGUUUUUGUGGCCUGACCAUUGGCCAGUGAAAGACUAUGCCAAGGUCUUCGAUUGCCUUGCCUUAUCUCCUGAGAUAGAAACUGAAGUAGUCAAGGUCAUAUCCAAGAUUAAAGAUGCAGGGAAAAAAGCAAGACAUGAGGCUGCUAUUUCCCAUAAUAAGAAGAGGAUAGAUGAUGGUUCUUUAAAUCUGCCCGUGCAGUACAUUGCUGUUCACAUGAGAAUAGAGAAAGACUGGAUGAUCCAUUGCAAGAAGUGGGAGAAGCGGUCUAACUUGAAGGAAAUCUGCAGCAGCAAAGGAGAGAUCAUCCAUAAGGUCUCACAGAUUACUGAUCUACGCCGUCCGGUUGUGGUUUAUCUUGCAGUAGCUGACAGCCUUCUAGAGGAUGAUUCAGUAACCAGUGGUUGGAGAGUGGGUAUGAUUGCUUAUGAGAAGAAGAAACUUGGAGUUACUGACAUAUACGAGAGGCAGCCUUAUCUUAUAAAGUCUGCCAUCGACUUUGAGGUGUGCGCGAGAGCAGAUGUGUUUGUUGGCAAUAGCUUCUCAACAUUUUCCAACCUCGUAGUUUUGUCAAGAACGGAAAGGCUGUAUAAGCUGGGGGUGCCAAGCUCGUGUGGCGAGGAUGUUGGACUGUCGUCGUACGCCUACAACGUCAUUGGAGAUGACGGCGGGCCGCAGAGAUGGAUGACGGAUAUGUUGGACACAAGCCUUCAGCGCAUAAGCUACGGAACAAAUAACAUCUCCUGCCACUGACAGUUGGUUGACACACAUAACAUCUGACUGAAACACAAUGGCACAAUGGGACGCAGGAAGAUAGUUUUUGGCCGAAUCUUGUCCAGAAACUAGCUGUACUUUCCAUGCUAGGAUCUGGACAGCCACACUGACAUGCCAGCACUAAUGAAAUGAGUUUGGCCAAGACCUUUCUGUACUUUGUGAUUGUGUACAAAAGUUCUUUCGUCAGCAGUUUUUUAGUUUGCAGAGCUAGACCUGUGGGACACUUUCUUUGACACCUAUAUGGUUUAUUGAGAUCCGCUUUGCUUCACACUCUUGGACAAUUAUGACGCUUCCACUGUCACGUGAACAUUUGUAUGAAGUGCAUUGUUUCGCUUA